UCAGUUUCUCAUUGCAGGGUGAGAGCUCUGAGUUCCGGUGUAAGAGAAAAGAGACGUGGCGAAAUUGCUGUAUAUCUCUGCCCUAUAAGCACAUCUCUCAUUUAGACUGAAGGGAAACAAGGCAUCAAAAAGGCUGCGCAAACCAUGCAGGAUGAUUUACUGAUGGACAAAAGCAAAGCCCAGCCCCAGCAGCAGCGGCAGCAGCAGCAGCAAGAUCCAAACUCAGCAGAAGCCCCCUCUACGCCCAUCUCGUCAGAGACGCCCAAGCCAGAAGACAGCAGCUCAGUGACUAGUAUCGGCACAUCGGCUCCUUCCCAAAAUAGCAAGGAGAAGAUGCAGAUGGAGUCUCCCAUUUUGCCUGGCUUGAGCUUUCACCAGCCUCAACAAGAACCUGCAGCCGGCACCUCCUUGUCUCCCUCCUUCGGCAGCACCUGGUCGACGGGGACCACAAACACGGUGGAUGAUAGCUUUUUCCAGGGGAUUACUCCGGUCAAUGGAACAAUGCUUUUCCAGAAUUUUCCACACCAUGUCAACCCUGUAUUUGGUGGCACUUUCUCUCCUCAAAUUGGCCUAGCUCAGACUCAACACCACCAACAUCAGCAGCAGCAGCAGCAAGCUCAGCAGCAGCAGCAGCAGCGGAGGUCUCCUGUGAGCCCUAAUCAGGCGCCUUUUGCCCAGAGAAAUGCUGCUUACAGCCAUCAGCCCAUCAUGACCAGCAAACCGUCUUCCUCUUCUGCAUCCUCUUCUUCUUCCUCCAGCUGGAAUAACCAUCAAAAUGCAGCUUGGAGUACACCUUCCAACCCUUGGGGUGGGCUGCAGGCUGGUAGGGACCCUCGAAGGGCAGUUGGAGUGGGGGUUGGCGUGGGAGUGGGGGUCGGUGUACCCUCCCCCCUCAAUCCCAUUUCACCCCUUAAAAAACCAUUCUCCAGCAAUGUCAUUGCCCCUCCGAAGUUCCCACGGGCUGCACCCUUAACCCCCAAAUCCUGGAUGGAAGACAACGCGUUCAGGACGGACAAUGGCAACAAUCUGUUGCCUUUUCAGGACCGGAAUAGGCCCUAUGACACUUUUAACUUGCACUCUUUGGAAAAUUCCUUAAUGGAUAUGAUAAGGACUGAUCAUGAGCCUCUGAAAGGUAAACACUACCCUCCCAGUGGCCCACCAAUGAGUUUCGCUGAUAUAAUGUGGAGGAAUCAUUUUACAGGGCGUAUGGGAAUAAACUUCCAUCAUCCAGGAACGGAUAAUAUUAUGGCCCUUAACAGUCGGUCUUCACUCUUUCCUUUUGAAGAUGGCUUCCUAGACGACAGCCACGGUGAUCAGUCUUUAUCAUCGGGUCUCAGCUCUCCAACACGCUGUCAGAAUGGUGAAAGAGUGGAACGCUAUUCUAGAAAGGUGUUUGUUGGAGGUCUUCCUCCUGACAUUGAUGAAGAUGAGAUCACUGCCAGCUUUCGUAGAUUUGGACCUCUUGUGGUGGACUGGCCUCACAAAGCUGAAAGCAAGUCAUAUUUUCCACCUAAAGGUUAUGCCUUCCUGCUGUUCCAGGAAGAAAGCUCUGUACAAGCUCUGAUAGAUGCCUGUCUGGAAGAAGAUGGGAAACUUUACCUGUGUGUAUCAAGUCCCACCAUCAAGGAUAAACCAGUGCAAAUUCGCCCUUGGAACCUAAGUGACAGUGACUUUGUGAUGGAUGGGUCUCAGCCUUUGGACCCAAGAAAGACUAUUUUUGUUGGAGGAGUUCCACGGCCCCUCCGAGCUGUUGAAUUGGCAAUGAUUAUGGACCGUUUAUACGGAGGUGUCUGCUAUGCUGGCAUUGAUACAGACCCAGAGUUGAAGUACCCAAAAGGUGCUGGCAGAGUGGCUUUUUCUAAUCAGCAGAGCUACAUUGCUGCUAUCAGUGCUCGCUUUGUCCAGCUCCAACACAAUGACAUUGAUAAACGGGUGGAAGUGAAGCCAUAUGUGCUGGAUGAUCAGAUGUGUGAUGAAUGCCAAGGCACUCGCUGUGGUGGAAAAUUUGCUCCGUUCUUUUGUGCCAAUGUUACCUGUUUGCAGUAUUACUGUGAAUACUGCUGGGCAAGCAUACACUCUCGUGCUGGGCGAGAGUUCCACAAACCACUGGUAAAGGAGGGAGGUGACCGACCCCGCCACGUGCCGUUCCGCUGGAGCUGAACCCCAGGCCUCCCCCAGCAACAAGUACUGGAGUAGAUAAAAUCGAGGGAAAAAGAGAGCGCUGCCUCAGGGCUUAGUGUUCUGGAAAUUUGUGCAUUCGUCCUCGACUUUAAUGAAGAUAUGGGUCUUUUUAUUACUAUUAUUAUUAUUUACAGUCACAUUACUGAACUCAGUGUCCAGUAUGAUACAAACCGGCAGAGUGUAACUGUACUGAUUUUGCACUUUGAUUCACACAAACAUCUGCUUGGUACCUUAAUUUCCUACACAAGACUUGUCACUAGUGACAUUAUGUAGACUGCCAUUCUCAUCAGCCUUCACUGGGUUGAUGUGUACGUGAUGAAGAUUUUUUUAUUAUAAUUAUAGUUAUUUUUAUUUUUAAACUGGAGCAUGCACUUAUUUUCAGAAAUUUAGACUUGCCCCUAGCAGAUGACUUACCAAAGGUAAUAUUCACAAGUAGGUGGCAGAUGUAGCAAAAACUUAUCAGAUAUUCAGCAAUUGUUAGUUUGGGUCAUUUAGCGUAGUAAUAACCCUUAAAGAAAAUAAGCCUUUAGUUGCUCUCCAUUUUUGACUUGUAAGGAUGAUACCUCAUAAGCUGGAUCAGACUUUUUUUUUUCUUUUGUUUUGCUAAGGGUUUUUCUUUCUUUUUUUUUUUUUUUUUUUUUUUUUCUUUUUUUUUUUUUUUGUUAGGUCUCUUAGUGUUAUGUAAAUGUAUGCUGCAAUAGCUUUUGCUGCUAUUAAAAUGGUAUUACUAAUACCAGAAUACUCUAUUCAGGCUAGGGUAUCAAUUAAAAAAUGAAUAUGUGAUUAAAAUAGUGAUGGCUGCUGAAAGGAGAUCAGUAUAGCAUACAGAAAAGCUUCCAAGGAAGGUCAAUAUUUUUUGACUGCAUGUUUACUUAAUCAGGUUGCUGCAUGCAAUAAAUUUUAUAUAUGUCUAAUAUAAAACCUGCCCACAAUGCACAAAUUACGAGUCUACUUAGGUGACAAAAUAUUGAGUAACAAAGAAAAAAAAACUGAUUACUGACUGGAGGAAGGCAUGCCUCAGUAAAAUGUAAUGCUUCUGAAAUUAGGAUCAGCCCAUUACAGAAUGACCUAUACUACAACAGAUAUAAAAACUAGCUGUAGGAUAUUCAUAAAACAAAUUUGUGGAUGGUAGAUGAAGUACUUUGCGGUGCUCUGUUAUAUAUCGUGCAAUUUAUUUUAUAUAGUAAGGUGAUUAUGUCUAGUACUGUGAUCAAACUUAACUGUUAAAGCCUCUGUAUCCGACAUUAACACACUCUUGACAGUUCAUAACAGGUACAUAAACAGAAAUGAGCUCUUACUUACAAUCUCUCUCCUAACGCUUGCACCAGUUACGUAGUUGCAGACUUUGUCCAGAAAACCAAAGAGCUCAUACUAGCAUACAUACACUACCAACUAGAUAGUCUGUCAACCUAAUGAACUAGGCACAUUUAAGAAAGUUAGAAAAAGAAGUGGUGCUAAAGAAAUGUCUGCAUAUAAAAGUAACAUGAGAUGUCUGCUCUGUGGAUGUGGCGUUAUCUCUCUAAUCCCUGGAUGUAUCCUGUGAAGCUUGAACACAAUUAAGACCUGCUAACACAGUGGACAUUUUUUUAGCAUGAACUAUGGGGCUGCAGAUAGCAUAUAAAUAUAAACACACUUGGUAUACUAACGAUUGUGAGAAUGUGUACACUAUUUUUUUCUUUUUUUUUUUUUUCCUUUGUUUUUGCAGUUCUGGGGACAAUCUGACUGGAUAUGACACCGCAUAGUAGAUGUAAAUGUUCUGGGUUUUGUUUGUCGUGAUGUCCUCGUUUGUGUCUAAUUUAGUAAGCUGUUUUUCCCAGUGUUUAGUUGCGAGUAUUGGCUUUGAAAGGAACUUUUCUGUUUUUGAAGAAAAAAAAAAAGAAAAAAUAGUUUUUUACUGGUUUAAAAUGCUAAUUAUAAUUAUCCCUUUUGAGGUUACUUCUGGGCAUUUUUGUGAUAUUGCUUUUCCCAGCCCAGGUGUCUUUUCUGUUUUUUCAUCUGUACAAGACAUUUUGUUAUGCACUACUUUUUGUAUCUAGACAGUUUUCAACAGUCGGCUGAUGAUUUUUUUUAAAGAAAAAGGCAUGCUUUCUGACUGACAUGAUCUUUUGCAAUACCUCAAUUUUGAAAUAUAGGAAAGAAAAUGAUAUUUUCUAAGUAAGUUUAUUCAGAAAAAUAUAUAUUAAUUUAAUUCUGCAAGAAAAA
This is a messenger RNA of Centrocercus urophasianus (Greater sage-grouse), 4383 nucleotides long. It is a transcript of the gene CPEB3, whose product is annotated as cytoplasmic polyadenylation element binding protein 3. The record is from RefSeq and is a predicted model, not a curated record. Lineage: Eukaryota; Metazoa; Chordata; Aves; Galliformes; Phasianidae. The transcript is spliced from 10 exons. Gene Ontology annotation, cellular component: synapse; nucleus; neuron projection. Gene Ontology annotation, molecular function: mRNA 3'-UTR binding; translation factor activity, RNA binding; mRNA regulatory element binding translation repressor activity. Gene Ontology annotation, biological process: negative regulation of cytoplasmic translation. Bases 145 to 2160 code for a protein of 671 amino acids.